UUGAUAGGAUUAGCAGCUCCAAUAGCAAUUCGCUUUUCCUGUUCGAGUUGCCUGCAAGACCAACAGGCGAUUCGAGAGUAUCAGGAAGUAUGGAUCCUUGGAGAAUCCUUGGAGAAAUAGUUUCGCAGUGUGUUCCUCAUAUGGCUCAGAUGUACAAGAACUUCCUGAUGGAACAGUUGAAUCAGCAAAAGAAUACUUCAGAAACCUAAUUGCAAUUCCUGAGAAGAAUGAUUUGUUGGUCAGCCUUCAGAACACGCUUAAUGACAGAACUGAUCUUACCGUUGAGACUCUCUCAAAGUGUAAUAAGACUCAACUGGAAAUUUUUGUUGCAAUAAAAAUGGGUUUUGGAAGCUUCUUAUCUUUUGAAACCCACCUUCAAGACACUGAAUUAAUGGAGAUUUUCGCUUAUGAAAGGUGUCGAAAUAUUCACUGCAAGAGGGUGUUACCUGUUGAUAAUUGCAAGUGAAAAAUUUGUUCGAGAAACAAGGGAUUCUGCAACGUAUGCAUGUGUCAAGUAUGUUUGAACUUAGAUUAUGCCAAUGGCUGUGAUCUAUGCGUGCACUGGUGUCAUGUUAUCUGUGCUAUUCAGAAAAAUCUUAUAAAGCCAGGUCCGAGUAUCAACGGGCCAUCUGGAACAACUGAGAUGCAAUUUCACUGUCUUGGUUGUGGUCAUGCUAGUGAAAUGUUUAGGUUCGCCAAAGAAAUGUACAGGUGUUGUGCAAAGAACUGGGAUCAGGAAAUCCUAAUUAAAGAACUUGAUUAUGUUCAAAAGAUUUUCCAUGGGAGUGAAGAUUUUAAAGGUAAGGAGUUGGAUGCUAUAACUUACGGGUUGCGUAAUAAGCUCGAGAAAAAGAUGAUUUCUCCUUCAGACGCCUGCAAUUUCAUCUUUCAGUUUUUUAAAUACACAGAUGGCUUGUCACAUUUUCUUUCAUCCAGUUUUCCUGCAUCUAUCCCUCUUUGUGGUAAAUCUUCCUUCUACAUUACGAUCACUGCAAGUGGAAGAAAAGGUAUGAUUAUUGCUGAUCAUCAUCUAAGUGAUGCCAAGGAUUCCUCAAAGACUGACAAAAUGAUUGAGGAUGAAUCUUCAGCCAUCAAAGAAAUAUGAGCUCUCCAAGUGAAAGAAAGAUACAAUAGUUUGCAAAGCAUUUUGAGGAUCAAGAAGCAGAAACACUGAUUUUCUAAUUGUUUUAACUUCAUUUUUUGUGACCUCACUUUUCAGCUCUAUUGAGGAUUUCUUUUUUCCCCAAAAGGCUAGCAUUGUGAUUGUGAUUCUUUUAAUUACUUCAGUUUUAAUCAAAUAAUGGAUUUGAUUAAAUGUGAUGCUUUUGAUUGUUCAAAGAACCGGUUGUAGCAUAGAGGAAAUGCUCCUAAGCAUUUGUUUUGCUCAAGAACCUGCAUUUUCAGUUUAAUCUGUAUGUCGUGAUGCAACCGAU
Molecule: messenger RNA, 1433 nt
Organism: Lycium barbarum (goji berry)
Lineage: Eukaryota; Viridiplantae; Streptophyta; Magnoliopsida; Solanales; Solanaceae
Product: protein OBERON 3-like
Exons: 3
Coding region: 506-1105 (199 amino acids)
Cellular component (GO): nucleus
Source: RefSeq, a predicted model, not a curated record